GGGACAGCUCCGGUGCUGAUGUUGAAGCCGGUUAGCAAACAUCAGAGUGUAUGUUCAGAGUGUAUCGAGCGGGUGUGUUGUGCAUGCAUGAUCACUCCGCUAAAUCUAGAGCUGUUUUAGAUAGAGCUAGCACAGCAUUUGACGGAGAUAAAGGAAGGACACGUUGUUGAAAAUGAGACACGAAGCUCCCAUGCAGAUGGCCUCGGCCCAGGACUCCAGGUAUGGACAGAAGGACACCUCGGACCAGAACUUUGAUUACAUGUUCAAACUGCUCAUCAUUGGGAACAGCAGUGUGGGGAAAACUUCCUUCCUCUUUCGUUAUGCAGAUGAUUCAUUCACAUCUGCAUUCGUCAGCACUGUUGGCAUUGAUUUCAAAGUAAAAACUGUCUUCAAAAAUGAAAAGAGAAUCAAGCUUCAGAUAUGGGACACAGCAGGUCAAGAAAGAUAUAGGACAAUUACUACAGCUUAUUACCGGGGUGCCAUGGGCUUUAUUCUAAUGUAUGACAUCACCAAUGAAGAAUCUUUCAAUGCUGUGCAAGAUUGGUCAACUCAAAUCAAAACAUAUUCUUGGGAUAAUGCCCAGGUUAUCUUGGUUGGGAACAAAUGUGACAUGGAAGAUGAACGAGUGAUCUCAACAGAGAGAGGCAAACAUUUAGGAGAGCAACUCGGGUUUGAAUUUUUUGAAACAAGUGCCAAGGACAACAUAAAUGUCAAGCAAACAUUUGAGCGCCUCGUGGAUAUCAUCUGUGAUAAAAUGUCAGAGAGUUUGGAGACAGAUCCUGCCAUUGCUGCUGGAAAACAGAAUACAAGACUCAAAGAAUCUCCGCCACCACAGCAGCCCAAUUGUGGCUGUUAAUGGAGCCGCUGGCCAAGGCAGCUCUAGUGUUCUAUUGCCAAAAAAGAGCAUCCAUAAAUGGUCUAUUAGCCUUUAUUUAUACUGUCUAUUAAUUUAUUUGAGGGAAGUCUUUAAUGUCAAUGGAUGAUAUGUGCAUACAGCUCUUUGAAAAUUUCCUGUGUCAAUAUAUGGCAAAUAUGUGAUCUUAAUUUGUAAGGAUUAUCCAUUUAUCAGCCUCUGAUAUCUGCAUGUGAAUAGGUGUUUGUUCGUCUUUUUCAGUUUUUGCUUUCUUUUUUUUUUAAAGAUUAUUCUAAAUUCGGCUGGUGCCAUGACCUCAUACUAUAAUUUAACUGCUACUUCUGAUUGCUUCAUCAAAUUCAAAUUAUGCUGCUUGUGAUCACUCUGUGGAGCAAUGAUAGGGUAUCCUUGAAGGGGGUGGGGAGGGGAGAGUAGAAAAGAAGGCAACAAAGCUUCUGUAUUAUGUUUACUUUCCUCUUGACUGAAAAUCAAUUCCGAAAUAUUACUGGUAAUUAAGUAGACAUUCAUUGGGGUUGGUUAGCUUACAUAUUAAGCAAUGUAUCCAUUUUUUCACGGGUACUAAAACUAAGGGGAAUAUUGAUUUUAAAGAAAUACAAAUAUUAUUUCACUAACCUUCAAGGAACGUCCAAUGGUUAACCUGGCAGAAAAUUAGAUUUAAAUAGCUGUUUGUUUCUUGCUGUUGUUAAACAACAACAUUUACUACAACAAAAUGAAACAUGUCACCAUUGCUUAAAAUGAAGCUAAAUCAUGGCAAUUCUUUCUACUGAUUUUAUGCAUUAAUCUGAAUUGGGUCACUGGGUAAAUGGAGGCAUAAUUAUAGAAUUUUGUAGUUCUACAGAAAACAUUUUGACUAAGACAAGAUAAGUUGUUGAUAUCUCUAAUGGGUUAAACCAAAUUCUCCUUCUCUUCCUCUCCCCUCCCAUUUCCCCUCACCCAAUUUGGAACAAAUCUAUUCACCUGGGCUUGGGUCAGUCAGUCAGUUUUCAGAUUCAAACUGUUCUGAGUAUAGGAUCAUCAGCGAGAGCCUGAGAGCACAAGGAUUGAGGUAAGAAUUUUACCUUUGGAUUUAGGAAAACCUUUGCUCUCCCUUCUUUUGGUGUGUUUUGGUGGUUUUCUCAGAAGUCUUUUGGCUUGGAAAGGACCCCUUUAAGUAGUUGCUAAAAUCAAUCUGGGCCUUCCCUUCAAGAUUAUUUAAGUAAUGCACACAUGGCUUCCAAGAAAAGGUGAAAGCAGCACUUACCUCUGCCUUUAAGGUCUGGAUGUUUGGAAUACUGACACCCCACUUUAUCUUCAUACCAUGUGGCCUCGCAAACAAACAAAAAAAAGUAUAAAUUAACUAAAAGAUGUUGGAGAUACUCUCUGAAGCUUAGUUUUGUGUGCACAGUCAUUAUUUCACAAAUAUUUUGAAGGAAGGAGAGGAGCCAAAUACCUAGAUCCCCACUCUCACCUACAACAGAUUUUUUUGAAGAUAUAGAUAUUGAUGACUUACUACCCACAGUGUUAAGUAUAGUUAUUCCAUAUUUCAUUAUGCUGGUUUAUUGACAACUGAAAUUUGCAAGGAAUAUAGGAAUUCAGGAGCCCUAUUAAGGGUUUGGAGGACAGUUCUAUUAGGGUUCUUUGCAAUUUGCUCACUUUUGCUACCUAAGAUGGUGAUUAUCAACUUAGUAUAUGUGGAAUUGCUUACAGAGUGAAAGAAUUCUUUGCUUUUUCUGUGGAAUUAUACUACGCAUAUGAAUUUAAAAGUCAGAGACCCUUCCUCUAAUAUGAUUUCAAGGUGGGGCAGAGGCAGAAAAGUUAAUGAUAAAAGGAAAAACUGGCCACAAUUUUAUUAGAUUGCUUUCUGAAAGGAUUUAGAAAACACAAAAUACAUCAUCUUGAAUUGGAUCUUUUAACUAAUUUGAAAAUUAGAAGUCAUGGAUAGCUACAGUGUAAAUUUAGAAAUGUUUUACUUCACUAGUUUUUGCACAAGCAGUUUAAUAGUCUCCUAACUGAUGGUAAUGUCUCCAUUUGACAAUCUGUAAGUUAUUCCUGGAUCAUGGAGAAAUAUUUGCUUUUUACUAGUUUUAUAUAGCAAUGAUUGUUUUUGAAUCCUUCAAAAAAAAAAAAAAAGGUGAAGAGAAAACUAGUGUAUAAAACAGAUAGCUUUGCAGUUGCGGGGCCUGGUUUCUCAACAUCAGAAUCAGAAUAUUUCUUAACAUCUGCAUUUGUGCAUGACUGCUAAUUACUACUGGACAGUUGGAAAAUAAAUGGCUCCUGGUGUUGAAUUAUUUUUACAAUCUAUGAAAUCUCAAAAAUAAGGCAUAGUUUUUUUUUAAACCAUUGAACAUAAAAUAAUUAGAGGUGACAUUUUAGACAGACAGACAUUUUGAAGGGGCCAUUUCUUCUGCAUUAAAUGAGAAAAUAAAGUGUACAGCAUCAGGAUAAAAGUAGAAAUCUUAUAAAUAUUUUUCCCCAAGUGUCUGAUUUUAUGAAGGAAAGUGGUCCAGUUUUCCCAUAUUGGAUGUCCCCUUCUCUACAAGCAAAAUAUUAAUGAGAACAAAUUCACUCUUGAAGCAGGUAGGAGGAAAAUGUCUUGUUUCUAUACCAUUUUAAACAUCACAUGGGUGAGUUUAGAGGCAUGGAUUAGCCACAGUCUGUCUUUUUACUGAGGAGCAUUUGAUCUUGCUACUACAGAUACAACUACAACUACCCACUUUCAUUCACCUGUGAACUUCCCAAAUGCUGAUGGAUUCAGAGCUGUUCUUUCUCAACUUCACUUAUGCAGCUCAAAUCCCAGGGUAGAUUCCUUUUUCUUAUAGUUGAACAGAAAGUGUCAAAGGCUGGUUGGCACAUCCCUAAAAUGGAGGAUCUCCAUGUGCCAACUAAAAAAUAUGAGAAAUGCUGGGUGUGGUUAUUUUUUUUCUUUUAUUCCUGAUCUUAUUCAAAGGUCCUGACUUUAAAAUCUAAUAUAACAUAUGAAGAAACUGGCUUGAAGCAAUGCUCUUCAAUGUAAUGUGUGGUAUUCUAUCCCCAUGGUUUUGUAACCUAGUUCUCUCUUUCUUGUUUGGGGAAAAAACUUGAUGUGUGUAUAUAUGUUCAUAAAAACUUAGAGAACAGUUGGACACUCAUAUCUCAGAGACAGACACCUGGGAGGCAUAAUAUAUUUAGGCCUGUAGAUAACUACUGGCUCAACCUCAGGUCACAUCCCUUUCUGCCAUAUGUAUUGAUGUUAGCAUGUCACAGCAGUUCUUAUGUUGGAGACCAGAAAACCUGAAUUCAAAUCCUGGGUCCUGACAUGUACUGAUUAAGUGAACCAGUAAAUCAUUUAAUUUCUCAAUAUCCUAGUUAACCCUCUCCAAUUCUCAGUUACAGAAAAGAUGCCACUCUGCAUUGGAAGAGACAAUUUCCUCACCCAGAAAUUUCCUUUAUCAAUGUAAAGGGUUCCUAUGCCUAUGUAAAUACAUUAAACAGAUAUUUAUGACUUUGCCCCAAACCUCAAUUUUGUAUCUGUAAAGGAGAGAAUGAUGAUGAGAAUAUAUAUGCAAAAUAACUUUAGUUUUAAUUGGAAAAGAUUCCAUACUCCUCAGUAACUCCUCAAAAAAGUCUUCUGUGCACUGAGAUUUUUUUAGAUUUCUUCUCUCCUCCCCAAUAAAAUUAAAAUAAAAUAAAAGUUAUGACCCAACUAUGAGAAAGAGCAAUGCUGUCAAACAUAAAUAUUUUUUAAAGAAUACUAUUCCUGCUUUUAUGUACUUCAAUUCUGCUUUCAUUCUCUGCUCUUCAUUAGUGGAAUGAGUCAGACCACAUUUCUUGAAUGAAUGUUUAAUUCUCUUCUCCUCUGAGAGAGAAAGACAGAGACAGAGAGAAUUCAAGUAUUUCAGGAAUAUAUUUCCAAGAUCUUAAAUAUUGAUCUAGUAAAUGUGCAGAAUCAGACAUCUACUACCUAAUCACCUAAUCAAAUAGCCACAGUAUCAGCACUGUUGUGUUCAAGCUUGGAUGGGUCCAAAGGUACAUGAGAUAAUUUCUUCAAAUAAGUUUUAAGAUGAUAAUGAAGUUUCUCUUCUGAGCCUUUUAAAAAAAAUUGCUUUCAGACAAUUCAGUUGAUAAUUCCCAAAUCUAUCCCAAAGAUUAAUCUUGUUGCUACUGCUCCUUCACUGAACAACCUCUACUUUCCUGGUGGUUUUUAAGGCAUUAGGAAUAAGGAGUUUUCAGUAAACUUAUACACUUCCUAUGAAUUCUUUUCUGCUGCAGCAUCAUUAUGCAUAUGUAUCAGUAUUAAGAUUUUAUUUUCAAAGGAAACUGAGUGUGCCUUCAUUGGUGAACAAAUAAUAGCAUUGAUACAUGGUAAAUGUGGAAUGCAACAGCUACAAAAUUACCACUUCAUUACAUGGGAGACAAAUAAUUUGAAUACACCAAUAUAUAUAUUUAUGCUUUACUUUUAUGCAGGUAAUUCAUAGGCUUUUUAGAGUAUUAUUUUAACUUUUACUUGGAUGAGUGUGAAAGUGUGUGUGUGUUUGUAUGGGUGCGUGUGUGUGUGUGUAUGUUGUAUAUUGUAUGUUGUGUAUACACAUCUGUGUUGUAUACGAAUGUGUGUUGUGGGGAUACCUAUUUAAAUCUCUGGAACUUAUUACAUCACUUUGUAAAUGGAGUACUUUUUUCACCCUCAUUCCACCCAACUUGGGUUCACUGCUUCAAGUUGAAUUUUCAUAAAGUGGCAUCUCCUGGAGACAAUCAUCAACAGACCCUGGCUCAUUACCUAGUGUUUUAUCCCAGGGUAGGUGUCUUAGUGCAUGAUCAUAAUAUAGUGUGCAGUCAUUGUAAGCUAGGUGUAAAUGCUGCAACAUGAGUUUAAUCAAGUUAGCAUUUUGUGUGAUUCUAUAGUAUUCAUUUAUUAGAAAGAUGUCUGAACCCUAAUACAGGUAGUAACUGCAUGUAUAGAACCGUGAUCCAAGUUGCAUUUUUAAGUCAUUGUAAAAGUCCUCAUAGACCAGAAAGUCCCUUUGUAUGCAUGUCGAUAUUUCUAGAUCUGAAAGGUCUUUCCCUGUGUGCAUGACUAAUGACUGAAACUCUGCUCCAAUUAGAAUGUAGAGUAUGAUACUGCUUGAACAACCAGAUUUUUUUUUUGAAGCUUCAAGAUAUCAUUUUAAUGCAUUUUAUGCAGAAUUAAAAAAGAAAAAAAAAUAGAUGACAAGGAUUUGCAAAUACUGUUUGCAGAGAAAUGCCAUUAGAAAUUCCAAUACAUUGCUGAGGGAUAAGCAUUUCUCUCUUCCUCACUCCCUCUAUUCCUCCCAUGGAACAACCAGAUCUUGAAAGUUUUCUCAACUAGCCAUCAGAACCCAGGUGCAACACCUGCACUGUAUUUAGUUUAGAGAUAAAGCUGUAUGGAGUUUCUGGUGAGCACAGGCUUUUGGUAUAGGUUCCAGCAUCGAGAAUGAUUUACAUUUCAGGUGCACUUCUGAGUUGCCAAAUCUAAAUCAUAACUCAGGAUUGGAUCAGGGGAUUAGAGAGGAGAGGAAGCAAGAUGGCCCUAACACUCCAUACUAGGCAUCCUAGGCUUUAGGGCCUCUCCCACCACUACCACACCCUAUUCCCUUCAUCUUUAUUCCAUCCAAUCUUCCCUUCAGGAGAAAAUUUAUGCCUUUCUGCCUGGUGGGCUCAUUUAACCCUGCCCACUCCACCUAUUCUCUUCCUUUCAUAUUAAGGUAUGGUUCUCCCUGGAAAACUUCAAAAGAAAUGUUUCAAGAUGAGAAUCAAAAGACCUGUUUCUUGAUCAAAAAAAAAAAAUGAAAUUAGAGAUUCCCUCUUCAACCACAUUCCCCCCUCCUUUUAAAAAUAGAAAUAAUUCUUUAAAUGGCAAUCUUUCAGUGAAAAAGAAAAGGAUAACUUCAAGUUCUUCUCAAUACAUAAAAAAAUUCAUUAUAUUCUCACUAUAAUUUCUUCUUUAACUAGAUAGAUGUAGCUCCUCUCUUGUUGUUAGCUUAAUUGUAAUGGUAAGAGAAGAGCAGCUUUAGCCACUGUGUUGACAUAUGCAAAGACUAGUCAGUUUUCUUUUAACUGAGCUGCUGCUAGGCUAGAACUCUUUGUCAAAGAACCCUGAUGUGGGCCUUCAGCAUCAGUUCUCAAUUCUGAGUUGAUUUGAUAUGAUUACACUCAGUGUUUACAAUGCCCACUAAGCACAGAAAGAGGAAGGGAGACAAGGAAUACCAAUAACAUUUUGGAGAAUGCAGUUAAAUUUUUUUUGGCUUUCCAAUUUAUGUUUUAAGAGAAGAACUUUUUUCCCGAAGGCCCAAAAUUUAAUUUAUAUAUACAUCAUAUUGCACCUAUUCAUUUCCAGAAAAUAUGGAAAUUUAUUAUUGAAAUGAAUUUAAGGGAUUAUUUGAGCAUUUAAUUUAAUCUGUGCAAUUCUUACAUUCCGUUUCUGUUGAUAAUUCAGAGUUAGUUGUAAUCCUCUUCUCCCACUCCUCCCCAAACUUCUUAAUUACUGAUUUUUAUCAAGCUGGGAUCCUCUUGGGUCAAGUCUACAGGCCCUAGCAGUGCUACUCUUAGAGACAGCAUGAGCAGAUGGUCUAUGGUUUGCACACAGAUACCUGGCAUUUCAGAGGAGAGAAUGCGUCCUAGUGUUGUCUAGCAGUUAUCAUGUCAUGAAAACAAAAUCUGAUAAUCACUUGCCAUUUCUCUGAAUGGCUUGCCACAGGUAGUCCCCCUCUCCCAAUGAAUGAAUGUUGAAUGACAACUCUUUGUUCUGUAAUUCCCGUUAAUAUAUUGUCGUCAGAUGUGAUGUGCUACUUUUUGGAUUGUCAGAAUGUGCAACUAUUUAAUGGUGUUUGUGGAACUGAAGUGUCUUAAAUGUUGCAUGAAAUAUGUUAUAAAAAUAAAUUUGUUUUCUAUUUUUCAACACCUCUAAAUUGAGGGUUCAUGGGCCAAUAAGUGCAAUAUUUAAUGACUUACUCAGUGUAUAUAAACUAGUGUGAAAGUAUGAAUUCUGAUGAAUGCAUGGGGUGUGAUUGCUGGUUGCAUGAAUGAUUCAAAAGAUUUAUUGUAGUUGUAUAUGUCUAGUGGUAUGUUUUAUACAGAAAAUACAUUUAUUGGUGUUGCGUGAGUCUCUUCCAUACCUAACCUCAACUAUUUUUCUGUAGAAGGCAAAACUGUCCCAGAUACACAUCAGUUUUAUCUUUUACAUUUGUGGAUGUUCUUUUCUGAACAGAAUGACAAUAAAAUGUUUUUGUUUAAGUAGGGUUUUUUGAGGGGUAGGGAAGGGGAAGAAGAGUAAAUAUACAGGUAUUUCAUCCCCCUCAAAUUUUCAAUUCUCCUUUAUUUCUUGUUGGAUGAUGCAAAUUAUUAAUAAAUACUAAAUUUAGUGAUCCAGGGAAAAAAAUUAAAUAUUGUUCUUCAGGGAGAGAGAAACUUGGUCUCUAAAUGACUUGAAAACAUAGUUUGUCUCCUAAGAAUUUUUAUUUUUAUUGUUACAAUUAUUCAGUAAUAUGGUGAGGUUUUAUUCCCAUAUAUUUAAACUCUAGGAACCUUGAUCAGAGCAUUUUUAAAAAGAUUUUGUCUAAUGGAUUUUAAUUACUGUCAGUUCUUCAUUGUCUUCAUAGUCCAUACUAAUGAAAAUUAAGACUCAGCAUUUUUGGAAGUAGUCAAUAAUCACUGUUCUUAUCUUAUCUCACUCAACAGCCUUUGGCCUGGAGUUUCAUUAAAGAGAAGAGGUCACCCUAUUUUCAAAUAAUUCACUAAUAGAAUAAUAAAUUGAUUAUAAUUUAGUUACCUGGAAUACAGAUUCAAAAUAAACCAAUCACCUUAAACUCUUAUUUCCUCUGUGUUAAUUAAGUCCUAAUAAAUAAAUAAAUCAUUAGAGUUUUGUGCAAUGCUUCUACUAGUCAACAUAGUAAGGCCCAUUAUAGACAGUGUGAAGUAAUGGGUAGCAUAAUCUCAGGGUUGGGAAGACCUGAGUUCUGAUACAUACUAACUGGGGGUCCUGGGCAGGCCAUUGCCUCUCACUGCCCAGAAACCUUUCUAAGACUAAGUUGCAGAUGAAUGGCAUUCUGUAGAAAUGAAGAAAAUUUCCACACUGGAAGUUUCUCUCAUGGAUAAAAUUGCAAAUCUAGACCUUUUCCCUUCCCCCUCAAAAAUGGUAUCCUCUACUCUUCAGAGUAAUAGUAAAUUUUCUGUGAUACAUUGAAACUUUUUAGGAUGAGCUGUUUUUUCUUUCAUCCAUCUCUAAACAAUUACUUGUGUUUUCCAGGACAUUUGUCAUAAAAUGGGAAUCUAAAGGUAUUAAACCAUGUUGGUCAAUCGCAGACAUUACCCAAACUGAUGUGAUGAUUCUUUUGAAUUUUGUACCUAGUCUUCAACUUCACUGAAUAAAAUAUGUAUGCAAAUAAGAGGCAGGAAACAUGGUACCCCAUCCCACCACCCCACCUUGUGGAAAGAAAAAAAAAAAGGUAGAGAAUCUUAGGAAUAGAUAGGGUUUUAUUUUAAAGAUGCAGACAAGGAACUUAAUAGACUACAUGAAUUUAUUCAUCACAUGCUACUUGUUAGCAUAGUACCCAGCAUUGUGGGGAGAAGCAAAAUAUAAAAUAUGGUCUGGAACAUCCAAUUUGCAAUUAAGUUGGAAAGUUAAGAAUUACAUUUAACAAACAAUACAAGAUACAUAUAAGUAUACUGUAAUACAGACCAGGAAUGCUGUAGGCAGUGGAGAGUGCCUUAGAGCUGGAAUAGUCAAGGUUUCAUUCAGACAGCAAGAUGAUCCAGACUGUGAAUGUGUGGAAAUAGCUAGGAACAUAGAAAGAAGAAAGGUUCAAAGUAGUAGAAGUGAGAAAAGACUUGAGUCAUACAUAGCAAAAGUGGUCCAGUUGACUUUCUAAAGAAUCACUGAAUUAUUUAUCCAGUUUAACUGUCUCAGUUAACCCAUUGAAUUUAAUAGGAAGGAAAUCGUGCCAUUUUAGUCCAUAAAAUAGGUCCAGUAUCUGGAAGAAAAUGUGGAUUGCUUCCAAACAAGUCCUUAAGCACACAUGCAAAUGACUUUCCUCCCUUGCUAAUGCAAUUAUCCAAGAGAUCCAAAGUAAUAUCACUUAGACAAGCCGAUUAUGGUACCCAUUAUUUGAAUAUAAUGCUGUUUAAUGCUAUGAAAUGGGGAAAUGGGAUAGGCUAAAACCAAAUGGCUCCUUUUACAGCACUUUGAGUUUUUUGUCAAAUAUGGAUUUUUCUGCAUUGUUUUUAAUAAAAUAUUAAACUACUCACUUCUAAUACAUGUAUGGUGGUUAUGAGCCAACUCUUACUACUGCCAUAUAGUGAUUGUGAUUUUAAAUUGUGAGUUUAACACUGCUGAGUAGCAGAUGUCAUGGCUCUUCUUAUGUCCACAGGAAUUUUUGUCUGGAUGUAAAUCAAUGAGAUUUCUUCACAUGUGGAGUUUUAAUUCUUUGUUGAAAUUAGUUCUGUAAAAACUGUGUGUGCUACAUUGGAUAUUCAAUUCGUUUGUGAAUUCUGUAGAACAAAAUGUCUUUUGUUCAUUGGAUUUAUUUUAUUUUUUGGAGAUGACAAUAAAUAUCCAAGAGACUAUAUUCCUGAA
This is a messenger RNA of Antechinus flavipes (yellow-footed antechinus), 10418 nucleotides long. RefSeq names its product RAB3C, member RAS oncogene family (gene RAB3C). Gene Ontology annotation, biological process: regulation of exocytosis; protein secretion; protein localization to plasma membrane. The transcript is spliced from 5 exons. Gene Ontology annotation, cellular component: synaptic vesicle; plasma membrane; endosome. Gene Ontology annotation, molecular function: GTPase activity; GTP binding. The record is from RefSeq and is a predicted model, not a curated record. Lineage: Eukaryota; Metazoa; Chordata; Mammalia; Dasyuromorphia; Dasyuridae. Bases 173 to 856 code for a protein of 227 amino acids.